Drosophila mauritiana is the source of this 1676-nucleotide messenger RNA. It is a transcript of the gene TTLL15, whose product is annotated as probable tubulin polyglutamylase ttll-15. Lineage: Eukaryota; Metazoa; Arthropoda; Insecta; Diptera; Drosophilidae. The transcript is spliced from 4 exons. The record is from RefSeq and is a predicted model, not a curated record. Gene Ontology annotation, biological process: protein modification process. The coding region runs from base 105 to 1655 and encodes 516 amino acids.
AACGGGAAAUUUCGGUUUGGUUGCCGUGGAGAUCGCGAACAAAAAAGUCUGUUUUAAAUUAGUCGCUUGUAUUAGCAUUUGAAAAUAGCACUCCCGGACGUGGAAUGGAUGCCAGUGUAGUGGAGAACGCUCCUAAUCAAAAGGAGGUAGAUAGCAAAAUGGCUACAACGGAGGAGUCCGAAAAGCCAUCGAACAGCAUUGGACUGCUGCCCAUUAUGAUAUUUCUGGCGGCGACGGUGGCCACGGCCGUGGUGGUUGAGGUGCUGCCCCAUGCCAGCAGAGUCUUCCCCUGGAAGUCAACAGAUUCUUCAGAGGAUCAACUGCAGCCACCGCCCACAUAUGCGAUCUUUGGGCGAAGUCCCACGGAGGAGCACCUGGUGCAUGUGGUCAGUGUGCUGCACAAGUUCGGCUACCAAAGAGUGGGAGUUAACGAGAGCUGGAAUCUCUUGUGGGCCCACGACUAUCCAUUUCUUUCGUUCGCCAAUCUCAAGAAUCUCGGACAGCAUCAGGUGGUGAACCAUUACCCGGGCUGCGGUUACCUAACCAACAAGGUGGACCUGUGCACCACCCAGUUGCCCUUUCUACCGCGCGCCUUUCGAUUGCCAGCGGAACGGGAGGAGUUCCUGGACUACGCCAGGGAGAAUCCCCAGGUACUCUUCGUCCAAAAGCACAACGAGCAUCGGCACAUUAGGGUGCGCGCUCCCGCUGACAUUGCCUUCGGAUCGAACGACUCCUUUGUCCAGGAAUUCGUUCAGCGACCCUAUCUGGUGGAUGGCCACAAGUUCGACAUCGGCGUCUAUGUAGUCAUUACCUCGGUUAAUCCCUUGCGAGUCUACAUCUACACGGGCGACGUUCUGUUCCGGUACUGCCCGGUGAAAUACCAUCCCUUCGAUGCCGAGAAUGUGGACAAGUACAUUGUGGGGGAUGACUACCUGCCCACUUGGGAGGUUCCUUCGCUGCGCAAGUACUACAAUCGCUUUGGCGGCAGCAUGCGCACCGUUUUUGAAGCCUAUGUCCGAGAUCAGGGCAAGGAUCCCGCCCAGAUUUGGCCUCAAGUGGAGCACAUAGUACGCACCACGAUUGCGGCCAAGGAGAAGGACAUCGUUAACAUACUGCGCUCCUACAGGACUCACAACUUCUUCGAUCUGAUGCGAUUUGAUUUGUUUAUUGACGAGGAUCUGAAAGUUUUCCUCAUGGAGGCCAACAUGUCUCCCAAUCUUUCUUCGGCCCAUUUCAAGCCCAACUCGCUGUUGUACGAGCAAGUUCUAUACAGCGUGUUUAAUUUGGUUGGGAUAAGGCCACUUACAUCAACAAGUGGCACAUUGCUCGGCGAAAGCAGCGAGAUGAUCACAGCCGAUAAAAACCUGGCCACCGACUUGAACAAAUGCGCUGCACACGAUUGCGACAAGUCCUGCAACAAGGAGGAGUGCGAUCUUUGCCUGCAAUGCCUCAGUGGCUCGGAGUACAAGAUGCUGCAGCAGGCUCAUCAGGAGCACUUGCAUCGCGUGGACAUGAAGCGCAUUUUCCCUAAGCCCAUUCACGAUCCAACGAGAUUCAAUGUUAUGGCGGAAACUGCAAACAUGUCAAAGAAAAACGCCUGGAUGACCCGCUGGUUCCACAACAAAUGUCAAUUUGAUGCUGUCUGGUGCAAUUAGCUCAAUUUAAUUAUCUUCUUA